AUGACGGAAGCAGUGAGAAAAGUUCCCAUACCUGCCAAGGGUGUCGACUACCGCGGCAAGGUCGUCCUCGCUCCCAUGGUCCGCUCAGGGGAGCUGCCGUCGCGACUCCUGGCGCUCAAGUACGGCGCCGAUCUAGUCUGGGGCCCCGAGACCAUCGACCGCGCCAUCAUUGGCACCACGCGCAAAGUUAACGAGCAGACGGGAUGCAUCGAGUGGUGCCGCACACAGUCGCAUGGCCUCAAGGAACCGCCACCUGAUGCGAAGAUGAGCGUCAUAUACGUCACGGAACCGGAGAAGGAGGCCAAGAGGCUAAUCUUCCAAAUGGGCACGGCCGACCCGGAUCUCGCCGUGGAGGCUGCUCGCCUGAUCGCGGGCGACGUCGCCGGCAUCGACGUCAACGCCGGCUGCCCCAAGCCCUUUAGCACCAGCGGCGGCAUGGGCGCGGCGCUCCUGCGCACGCCCGAUAAGCUCGUCGCGAUCCUCGAGGCGCUUGUGAAAAACAUCACUCCGCACUACGACAUUGGCAUCAGCGUCAAGAUCCGUAUCCUUGAGACGGCGGCCGAGACGGAGACGCUCGUCCGCCGCCUCGUUGCUACGGGAAUCACGGGCCUCACAGUACACUGCCGCACGACGCCCAUGCGCCCGCGCGAGCGUGCCAUCCGCGGCCAGCUGCGCAUGGUCGCUGACCUCUGCCACGAGGCCGGCGUCGCGUGCCUCAUGAACGGCGACGUCGAGUCCAAGGACGAGGGUCUGCGUCUGGCCACUGAGUUUGGCGCCGACGGCGCCAUGAUUGCUACCGCGGCGGAGACGAACCCCAGCUGCUUCCGCACCGCGGCUGACGGCGGCUUACUGCCGUGGCGCGACGUCAUCGGCGAGUACCUCGCGACGGCGAUUUCCGUCAACAACAAGUUUAGCAACACAAAGUACCUGCUGGCGCAGAUGGUGCCCGGAAAGGAGGCCGCGCACAAGGCCGUCACCAAGGCGCGCUCGUACGUGGACAUGUGCGAGGGCCUCAGCCUCCCGCACUUGCUGGACCAGGCCCGUGUCCUCGAUGAGCUGCGCGGCCUCGGCCAGCCCACGGAGAAGCAGAAGCUGCAGGCGGCUCGCAAGGCAGCCCAGUCGACGAAUGCGAGCGCGCUGGCCGCCGGUGGACAGAUGGGCUACGCACGCGCCUUGUCCAAGACAAAAAAGUCGCUGUCCAACCGCCAGCAGCCCCCCUCAGUUUCGGACCAGGAUAAGCCACUCGUGGUGUCCGCCGUAUAG
Molecule: messenger RNA, 1263 nt
Organism: Cordyceps militaris CM01
Lineage: Eukaryota; Fungi; Ascomycota; Sordariomycetes; Hypocreales; Cordycipitaceae
Product: tRNA dihydrouridine synthase
Exons: 2
Coding region: 1-1263 (420 amino acids)
Biological process (GO): tRNA dihydrouridine synthesis
Cellular component (GO): cytoplasm
Molecular function (GO): tRNA dihydrouridine synthase activity; flavin adenine dinucleotide binding
Source: RefSeq, a predicted model, not a curated record